Messenger RNA from Amoebophrya sp. A25, 5375 nucleotides. Lineage: Eukaryota; Dinophyceae; Syndiniales; Amoebophryaceae. The record is from the annotation of a GenBank genome assembly.
AAUUGAUUUUGUACCUAGUAGGGCAGAAGACGAGUACAACUUGGAUAAGUUUUUCGUGGGAGCGACAUUCACUCUAGAAGAGUGCACGACCCCCGACAUGUGUUGAUUUCAUAAUUCAAAUUUGUUGGAAUUUUUUGGUGUCCCAAGUCGUGCUACUUCUGUAGGUAGUAACUUUUUCCCCUGCUUGUUCUACAGGCCUAGGCACUUGGAAAGGAUGGGCGAAGUUUCUCCUGCGUUUUGCUCGUGGAAGACCUCAGCGCCAUCUGGGUUGAUGAAGGUCUUCUUUGCUUUCUCGCUUUGGUCCUUCACCUACGCUACUUUUGCGGCGGCGGCAUCAAGCAAGGGUUCAUCUACUUCUAAUCUGAGCAGUUUGCUUGCACCGGAAAUCAAGUUUGUUUUUGUUGGUGGGAAAGGAGGCGUCGGGAAAACGACCACAUCUAGUGGCCUCGCAACGCAGUUGGCCAAGGAUCAACUUAAGGCUCCUGAUAAUUCAUAUCCACAGACUUCGAUCACAGUCUUGUCUCAGUUAAACUGUUUUUUGGAUUUCUGAGACUGCGGACGUAGCAGAUGAAUGAUUGUGACUGGGCGCUAAUCGGCGAAUUCUACUUGUUUCUACCGAUCCAGCCCAUUCUCAAUCCGAUGCCUGGGCCCCGCAACAGUUCUCGAACGUGCCCAAGGCUGUAGAGGGUCUUAAAAACCUGGACAUAGUUGAACUGUCACCCAAAGACUCGCUACAAAAGGAGAUCGAUUCCUGGGAUGAAUUAGCCAGUGACGAACCUCAAGUGCGCGACUUCAUCGAAAAAGCACAGGAUACCAUGAAAGUUAAGUAGAACUGUAGCAGUACUCUAGACAGUUUUAUUUCUGUGCGUGUACCUUGACCUUGUUUUCUGAUUUUUUGAUAGCUAUCAACACUCGCUUGGGCAUUCGUAUUGAUUCUAAAUGAUAAGCCAAAUUGUGGCCUCUGCGCAACAAGAGGUACACGGAGCAGUAAUUGCUUUCUUUAGACAGCUCUCUAAGAAACGCCUUCAAGGAAUUGACGAGGCGAUCGCGCUCUCCGAAGCCUACGACUACAUUCAUUCUGGCGCGUAUUUUCAUCUCUACUUCUGCACUGCAUGAUCUUCAUCGGAUUCCAUAUUCAUUAUUAGACUCAUGGGAUUACGACUCUAUAUAUCUGAUGAGGAAGUAGUUGUAGCAGGAGAGUCUAUUAGUGAAGUUUGUUUGUUUGCUCUCUCUGUCUCGCGAACGGAACCACUAAAUUGACUCUAUACAACAGAAUAGUGUGGAUUCUUACUGACGACAGACUCCAUCUUCAUUAAUAGACUCUCCUGCUACAACUACUUCAUUAAAAAUGGAGUCAGUCUCCUGCAUGUUGGAUGUAGUUCACGUUAUAGUUCAGGCUAGGGUUGUAGUUUAUUUUUUUGACAAUAAUCGUCCAUACAUUUUUUCGGAAAUUAUAGGUACGACAAAGUCGUGUUUGAUACUGCGCCUACUGGGCACACGCUUCGGUUGUUGGAUCUCCCCGCCAUGAUGUCGAAAGUUAUGGUUCCUGUUCCUAAUCCAUAUGAUGAGAGAGAAGCUUCACUCACCCUCGAGAUCUAAGUAUCUGAAGAUGGAUAGAUGGAUAGUACUCAAUUGUGACUGAGCUCAUCUAACAAAACUCUGGAAACGAUCCGCGAUAUGCAGAGCAACCUGUUGAACCUUGUCGAUAUGGCAAGCAGCAUUUUUGGCGCGCAGGGUUCGGUUGGUACCGGGAUGUCGCCUGCGUUCAAGGAGGUUAUAACAGCCAAGCUCGAACAAUAUCAGGAAAAUUAUGUCUCGCGUUGCCUUUUGUCACUUCAUUUAUAUGAGAUCUCAGGAUAGCAUCGCAUAGUCUGGGGCUAGCAUCGCAUAGUCUGGGGCUAGGGUUUGGGUUCGUGCGUGAUAGACUUAAUGGAUUGGAAUGGUGAUGCAGAUGUUGAUUUGAAUGCUCUGAUUUCGUCGUGGUGUGUAGCUUGAGUCAAUCUGUACUUCACAACACAUCAGGAAAAUAGAGCUUACCUUUUGCAGUUUGAAGAGAUGGAACAAGUUUUUUUGUUCUCUCUUCUAAGAGCAUUGUAGUUACUAGUCUUAGUGCUCCCUCCGACGAAUUGUCUUUGUCUUAGUGCUCCCUCCGAAAAAAUUCAUCGGAAGACUCACUUCAAUCCCCUCUAAGCAUCGGUCGACCGCGUCGCCAGCAUGCUUUCGAACGAGAGAGCUACCAGAUUCGUUGUCGUCUGCAUUGCGGAGUACCUCAGUAUCUCCGAGACCAAACGACUCCUGUCAGAAUUGAAGUCGAGACGCGUUACCGCAAGCCACGUCGUUGUGAACCAACUUGUUGUUAAGGCUGCUGACUAGUAGAAAUACCUGAACCAGUCAAGUAUGUGUAUGUGUCUAUGUCCGUCUUUGCGAAUAUACCCACUAUGUCCUGUGUAGUAUGUGUAUGUGUCUAUGUCCGUCUUUUCGAAUAUACCCACUAUGUCCUGUGUACCCACUAUGUGUAUGUCUGUCCUUUCGGAUACACACUUUGUGAGACCUACUCUAAGCUUGACCAGGAUUUGGUCAUCUCCUCUGACGAGCGAGAUGACGUGGUGGCUGCCUUGGAGACGAAAAAUUCAGGUCUUUCCGACAAGGUUGUGUUAUGGUCAACAUUUAGUGUCCAUCUCGUCUCUGGGCAUCUUGGUUUUCCCUUGUAUUACUUAUUCCCAUUUGAAAUAAUACUUACAAGGGUAGUAAAGGGGUCAAGAGGAGGGGGCCGAAAUAGAGGGUAGGUUAAAUAAGGCAUUUGAUGCAUCCUAAUCAAUGUUGCAUCCUAAUUCAGUCUUGAGACAGUGCCUCGUGCUAGGUAAAUUUAAGGGUAGGCUAAAGGUGUUCCUGUUACCGUUUGUUAGAGCUCUCCUAAGGGAGACAGGCAGAACAAACGGGAGAACCCACGAACACCGAGAAUGUCUGUCGAGCAGGCGCAAUCGAGUGACAACUGCAGUAAUUUCUACGAGGCCCCCUCAUCUUUCUUUCGGGCAGAUGCAAUCUAGCAGACUCUAAUUGUGGGGGCACUCGAAGUCUUCCGAUCCAAGGCUGCGAUUCAGCAGAAGUACCUCAAAACGCUCAAGGAGUCGGAUGAGGUUCGUCAAGGAUUAUGGCUAUCUUAGAGAACACGGACUGUUGUAAAUGUAAUUGAAUAAACUUCUUCGUCUUCAUCUAAUGGAAGUGGAGUCUGGGUUUAAAUUAAGAGUCCCGUCGACGCCAGUUUCGGAAGACUGAUCUGGGCAACUCACCAUGGCCGUCAUCUAAUGGCGCGUGCGCGUAGCCUCGAAAUACCUCUAGCUAGGCACAUACAUACUUACAUAAGUACUUACAUGUUUAGAGGCGCGAACAGGAUUUCCAAGGCUUGCUGUAGUGCUGUUUCUCUCUAAUUAGAGCAUCCACGAACUCUACCAGUGGCAUUGCGGUUGUCGAAGUUCCGCUUCUGGCGUCUGAGGUAGUUGGGGUGAAUGCACUCAAAACGUUUUCGCGACUGUUGCUGCAAAACCCAGCUGAAGUGCGCGAAAUCACAAGAAACUGGAACCGCAGUAAGCAAACCCCUGAUACACCUUCUUAUGGAAACAUUGAAUCGUGUUGAUGUAGUUGUCCUUCUUCCCGAUCUCACUAGUUUUUUUUUUCAGGAACCUAAUAGUCACUCUGUAGUUCUUCUAGUUCCCAAGGGGGCGACCUGGUACGCAAAAGUGGAGUCAGUUCGUUCCUCUAAGCACGAGUGAAAAAAGAGUCUGCGAAAAAGGCCGCAGUGAAGAUCGCGACAAAGGCAGCAGCCAAGGGGGAAUCGAAGAAAACAAAGAAGACGAAAAAGAAGUACAAAAAAAUCACUGAGGAGAUGGUGGAGCAGAAAACGAGAAUGCUUAUCGCCGAUAUGUUCAUGAACGAAAAAAUGCCCGACCUCAAGAAGUGGGAGCCGGUAUUUGAUGUUGGAGAACCUACUUACGUGUGCUACGAUCAAGAUUUAGAUACUAAAUUCCGAGGUAUUAUAAUAAAAUGAAUCAGAUUUUCACCUUCUCUCUUUCCUCCACUCUACUUUCGUGAAGAAGAGAGACCCAAGUAUUUAAACUACUUAGACCCCUACCUCCCUACGUAAAUCCUUCUACGGGCCCCUACUUCCUACAACAGCCUUCAUAAAUGUCUGAACUUCCCCAGAAUGGGGAAUCUGAAGAAGAAUUCCCCAUUAUUUUGUUCUUCGGGUGCGGCUUAGAUGUUUAUGUUUAGGAAUUCUGGGGUUCUGAUACUCAUACUCUCCCACUUUACAAGCUGUUUAUGAGGCCUUCCGCAGGUUCCUCUCUAGUACAGAGUGCUUCUUGCAUGCGUGGACUGCGUACUAUGUACAAGAAACAACAUGAACAUCACCACAGAUCUUGAAGAAGGAUUCGAUGCUGCUUGCGCAGACGAUGCAAGGGAGCCCGGAUUUUCUGAAAAAGGCUGAAAACUGCAAGGAUAUGGAGGACGUUUCCGCGUGCAUCGACGAGUUGAUGUUAUGGUGACCUUUUCUUGGUUUCAUCCAUCCUUUCACGUUAGUAUUCAGUAUAUCACAAGAUCCACGACCCCCCCAGUUUCAUCCAUCCUUUUUCUUCCUGAAGGGGGUGACCACAAGGAAGAGCACAACUUCCCCAUAGAAUUAGAAAGAACACAGAGUAUCGAGUGGUCCUCUUUUGCAGUUCAGAGGAAUAAAUACCUCAAGAAUGUUGGGUACACUCCUCCUACUACUACUAGACCAAUUAAACAAUAGUAGGGGAAUAUGUACAAAGAAAAAAGAGCGACCAAAGUAUUAAUCGGAGGUUCUAAUGAUGAAAGAUCCCAUCGCCAAAACCCUCUUGCGGGAAGUGGCGCGCGCUGAACUGGCAGAAGAGGCGGUGGAGCCAGUCGAUGAGUAUGCUGGGAUAGUUAUGAAUAGUGCCGUUGUAGUUGAAAAUAGUGCCGUUGUAGUUGUAAAUAGUGCCGUUGUAGCUGACCAUAGUGCCGUUGUAAGUAGUUGACAAAGGUAAUGAAGAUCUCCAUUGUAGAACUGCUUUGUAAUGUUCAAUGUUCUCUCAUCGGUGUAUUCGUGCUCCCUCUUGUUUACUAUCGCAGCAAAGUCGUGAACAAAAUCGUGACUAUCCUGUUCUUUACUACUGCACAAUAAAAAUCGUGUCUACAACAGCACGAAGAUGCGUUCCCGUCUUCUUCUUGUAGAAAAGAGGAAAUCAAGAUGUUCCUACCGCCUGCAGCUGUUCUUCUAAUUAUGUCAAGCAAGCGGAAGAGGAGUCCGACUAUGUGAAGCAAGCGGAAGAAGAGACCGGUUUUAUGGAUUCGUUGAAGGAGACGUUCGGCGAAAAUGA